UUAUUUCAACAAAAAAAAGAAAAAACUUAAACUAGAUUUAAUUGUAUUCUCUUGGCUUCAACUCAACCAAAGCUCCCCGACGACUGCAUUUUCUGACCCAAAAAGUUACUGCCAUCUCUCUCUCUCUCUUUCUCAACCAUGGUUUUGCUUCAGCUAGAUCCGUUUCUCAAUGAACUCACCAGCAUGUUUGAGCGCAGCACUGAGAAGGGCUCUGUUUGGGUUACUCUCAAACGAUCAUCCUUGAAAUCUAAAGUUCAGAAGAAUAAAUUGGCCUCUGCUGGUGAAACAAUUGAGUAUAGAUGCCUUAUACGUGCCACUGAUGGGAAAAAAACAAUUUCUACUUCAGUUGGCCCUAAGGAUCAUCAACGCUUUCAAGCUUCUUAUGCAACUAUAUUAAAGGCCCACAUGACUGCUUUGAAGAAGAGAGAAAGGAAGGACAAGAAGAAGUCUGCAGAGACCGUUAAAAGAGAAGGAGAUUCAAAGAGGCCUAAGAAGUCUUAAAAGCAAUUCUUUGCUGUUUUCUAUUCUGCACAAACUCAGUUUCC
Molecule: messenger RNA, 545 nt
Organism: Cicer arietinum (chickpea)
Lineage: Eukaryota; Viridiplantae; Streptophyta; Magnoliopsida; Fabales; Fabaceae
Product: signal recognition particle 14 kDa protein
Biological process (GO): SRP-dependent cotranslational protein targeting to membrane
Cellular component (GO): signal recognition particle, endoplasmic reticulum targeting
Molecular function (GO): endoplasmic reticulum signal sequence receptor activity; 7S RNA binding
Source: RefSeq, a predicted model, not a curated record